UGCCGUCAUCUACCUUCCUCGACGACGGGGGUUGGUUGCGAGUCCCCGCGGCGGAGAAGGAACAACAGAACUGACAGGCAGCAGCGCGACAAGAGGAAGAUGGAGCAGCACAGAGGCACCGCGGACUUUAACAUCUUGUUAGCCACCGACUCCUACAAGGUCACACAUUACAAACAGUACCCACCCAACACUACUAAGGUGUACUCUUACUUCGAGUGUCGCGAGACGAAGACAGACCCUGCUAAGCUCAGAAAAGUCAAAUACGAUAAAACGGUCUUCUACGGGCUUCAGUACGUUCUCCACAAAUACUUAAAAGGACAGGUCGUCACUCCAGAGAAGAUUCAGGAAGCAAAGGAGGUAUAUCGGGAACACUUUCAGGAUGAUGUGUUUAAUGAAAAAGGCUGGAACUACAUUUUGGAGAAAUAUAACGGUCACCUGCCCAUCGAGAUCAAGGCUGUGCCAGAGGGAAGUGUAAUCCCACGUGGGAAUGUGCUCUUCACAGUAGAAAGCACAGAUCCGGAAUGCUACUGGCUUACUAAUUGGGUAGAGACCAUCUUGGUUCAGAUCUGGUAUCCCAUCACUGUGGCGACUAACUCACGAGAACAGAAAAAGAUUCUAGCCAAAUAUCUCAUGGAAACUUCAGGAAGCCUGGAGAGAUUGGAAUAUAAACUCCAUGACUUUGGCUACAGAGGAGUUUCAUCUCAAGAGACGGCUGGUAUCGGUGCAUCUGCACACUUGAUAAACUUCAAAGGAACAGACACUGUAGCCGGCAUCGGCGUCAUUAAGAAGUACUUCGGCACCAAAGACCCAGUUCCUGGUUUCUCCAUACCAGCUGCUGAACACAGCACAAUCACUGCCUGGGGAAAGGACCAUGAGAAAGAUGCUUUCGAGCACAUCAUCAAACAGUUCCCCUCUGUCCCUGUGUCCAUCGUCAGCGACAGCUACGACAUCUACAACGCUUGUGAGAAGAUCUGGGGGGAGGACCUCAGGAGUCUGAUCGAGAUAAGGAGCGCAGACGCCCCGCUGGUGGUCCGACCAGAUUCAGGAAACCCUCUAGACACGGUGCUAAAGGUCCUAGAGAUUUUAGGAAAGAAAUUUACUCCGAUUGUGAACUCCAAAGGCUACAAGGUGCUUCCACCCUACAUCCGAGUAAUUCAGGGCGACGGUGUGGACAUCAAUACUCUACAGGAGAUUGUGGAGGGCAUGAAAGAGCACAGAUGGAGUAUUGAGAACAUUGCGUUUGGCUCAGGUGGAGCUUUGCUGCAGAAACUGACCCGAGAUCUGCUCAACUGCUCUUUCAAAUGCAGUUACGUGGUCACAAAUGGACUGGGUGUAAACGUCUUCAAAGAUCCAGUCGCAGACCCCAACAAAAGGUCAAAGAAGGGUCGUCUUUCUCUUCACAAGACACCAAAAGGAGACUUUGUCACUCUGGAAGAGGGGAAGGGUGACUUAGAGGAGUAUGGAGAGGAUUUGCUGCACACUGUGUUCCGGAACGGGAAGGUUGUAAAGUCAUACACCUUCGACGAGGUCAGAGACAAUGCCAAGCUGAAGGAGAGUGAAGUGGAGGAGCUUCUGCUCUGAGCAAACUUCCACCCGUCUCCCUAUCAGCCCUCUUUCGCUUCACACCCCACACCCACUGCUGAGAGACGUGCGGGCGAGUCACCCCACAUUCAGUGUACAGAGCUGUUCUACGUUUCUGUCUCCAGACUCCUGUGCUUCAGUGUCUCUUUCUAAUGGCGGAUGAAAGCAAUCAUCAUGCCAAUUAAAUCAUUUAACCGUGUAUUUGACCAAGUGUGCUAUCGAUCACACGUCUUUGCCGGAAUGGAGACGGAUAUAUAUACCGUGAGAAGAUUUAGCUUUGCUUGUUUGACUGUAGGACUGAAAGUUAAUUGUUCAGUGUACGUUGAAUUUGAAUGUCGUGCAUAUGGUUUAUCACUUUAUCAAAGGAUUAUUCUAUUCCUGUUUGCAAAGGACGUGGCUGAUCUUGGGGGACACUUUGCUUUACUUUCUUUGGCCUUGUUUUUGUGUUUCUUGUAGGUUGAGUCUCACCACAUUAUGUCCAUUUCACUCCUAAAUCGCAGGAAACAAAGAAAUUUUGCAUGAAGCAAAUAAGUUCUGCUUUUAGGACCAUUUAGUUUUUUGUUUUUUUUUUGCAAUGACAUUUGAACACGUUUUCCCAUCAAUUAUAGGCAGAUAUGAUAACAAAUACUGCCGUGGUGUAUGAAUACUUAAUUGAAAUAAUGUAUCAUUAUUUUUUCCUCAAUAAAGCCAAUCAAAAUGAGUUAAUGGAAAAAAAAUUGGGUGAAAUCGUCAUAAAAAUAGUCACAGUGCAAAAAAAAAAAAAACAUUAAUUGCAUAUAAUUAAACAAAAAAAAAAAACAUUUUUCCAAACAAUAUAUUUUUUUUUUUGCCAACAUAUUAGAUGCUAAUCAUGAUAUACAAUAUAAAGCUGAUAUAUGUAAGACAACAACAACAAAAAACUUGUUUAAAUAUUCACUACAACUUUUUAUUUGGAAAUGCUUGAUAAUGGCAGUUUUAUUAUAUAAUGGGAAUUAUUUUAGAAGAGCUUGGUUUUACCAUUUUGUAUACUUACGAUUUUAAACAACAGAACCAUUAUUUUUUAUGAAAGACCGUAAUUUAACGCCAGAGUUACCGUAGUAAAGAUUUAUUGUCAGGCCAAACUGCCUCUUCUCUUGUAUAUAUCAGCAUGUGUUUUUUUUUUUUUGGUUUUUUUAUUAGUGCAAAUAUAGAUUUGUUUUUAUUUUUGUCUAAUGCCCAUUUUGUACCAACAGAAAAUUCAUUGCUAUGUUCUGCAAAUAGUUGUUCGAUCAGUCUCUGGAACAUGCGUUCAUAUGCAUAUGUGUGUGUGGUGAGAAUGUGUUUGUUCAUUCCUGUUUGAUUGUACACUUGGUUAAUAAUACUUGCUUAGUAUAAUUUGAUGUUUUUUAUGUAUAUGUCAGGUCUCCCUUUUUCUUUCAAGCUCUUCAAAUAUUUUAAACUAACAAAAGAUUUUGAUGGCAUAUUAAAAACAAAAGCAAUCCAUCCUAUUUGAAAUGUUUUCAUUUCUUUUUUUAAAUGAUACUAUAUAUAUAUAUAUAUAUAUAUAUAUAUAUAUAUAUAUAUAUAUAUAUAUAUAUAUAUAAAAAUGGAAGCAUUCCCUUUUAUAGCUGCUGUAAGAACAGUUAACUAUUUCUCAAUGCACUAGCCUUCAAUCUAGUAAUUAAAUCACAUUUUGAUGACAAGUUUAAAACUGUAUUAAGGAACAUUAGUGUGAAAGUUUAAAUAAAAAGCAAUAUCAUACUGA
Molecule: messenger RNA, 3304 nt
Organism: Myxocyprinus asiaticus (Chinese sucker)
Lineage: Eukaryota; Metazoa; Chordata; Actinopteri; Cypriniformes; Catostomidae
Product: nicotinamide phosphoribosyltransferase-like
Exons: 11
Coding region: 100-1581 (493 amino acids)
Biological process (GO): NAD+ biosynthetic process
Molecular function (GO): nicotinamide phosphoribosyltransferase activity
Source: RefSeq, a predicted model, not a curated record